Messenger RNA from Electrophorus electricus (electric eel), 1199 nucleotides. It is a transcript of the gene folr, whose product is annotated as folate receptor. Gene Ontology annotation, molecular function: signaling receptor activity. NCBI's taxonomy places the organism in Eukaryota, Metazoa, Chordata, Actinopteri, Gymnotiformes, Gymnotidae. Gene Ontology annotation, cellular component: external side of plasma membrane. The record is from RefSeq and is a predicted model, not a curated record.
AUAUUGACGAAGAGUUGUUUUUUUUUUUAAAUGCAGGCUACGAAUAGCAAAACUGCAUUGUAUAACAAUUUACGACAAACUACAUGAUGAUUUUAUCUGUGUUUUUGAUAACAGCGGGUCACGAUGACAGUACAACUAGUUUAUGGGGGGCAAAAAUACAACUGUUCACUGCCUGCUCAAAUAUCUCAGGCGCUGCACGAUUUCAUCAUUUCCAUUCGGGUUCUGCACACAGUGUUCAACAGAAACUAUCCGCGCACUCUAGUGCGCCAAAGAAAAGUGAUAAUCGCAUUUAACGUGGAGGAGAAAGACGUAUCAGUGCGUUUUUAUUUUGUGAAAUUUAUUAGACCCGUUUUAGCAAAUAUCUUUUCAAGAAUCAGCUAGCCUCGGUUUAUCAAACAUUUAAAUUAAUAGAGAAAUGGAACACCAAUCUACCUUAUCUGCAAGAACAUUUUUGGCGUUGACCUUGCUGAUAGCUAUGUCUUCUUGUACUUACUGUUUGGAUAAACUGAAUAUGUGUAUGAACGCCAAGCACCAAAAAACCGAGCCUGGCCCAGAAGGCGAACUCUACAAGCAAUGUGAACCAUGGAAAGAGAACGCAUGCUGCACUGCAAACACUUCAGCCGAAGCCCAUGAAGAUAACUCCUACCUCUACAACUUCAACUGGGACCAUUGUGGCAUCAUGAGUGAGAAGUGCAAGCGUCACUUUAUCCAGGACACCUGUUUCUAUGAAUGCUCCCCUCACCUGGGACCCUGGAUACAGCCAGCAGAAGAAUCUUGGCGUAAGGAGCGUAUUCUUGAUGUUCCACUGUGUCUGGAGGACUGUGAAAGUUGGUACAAUGACUGUAAGGAUGACAUAACCUGCAAAGACAACUGGCACAAAGGCUGGAAUUGGAGCACAGGCAUAAACCAAUGUCCAAGGAAUGCUGUAUGCCGCAAGUGGACUGAGGUGUAUCCCACCUCCCAGGUUAUGUGUGAGAAGAUCUGGUCCAACUCCUACAAGUACACCACUCUCACCAAGGACAGUGGUCGCUGCAUGCAGAUGUGGUUCACUGGGCCAAAUCCCAACAGAAAGGUCGCUGAAUACUACCUCAACGGAGCCCCUCGCACAGCAGCCAUGGCAACAAGCCCCGCCCCUUUUCUUGCUGUCCCUCUGUUAAUGCUUUUGCAGUGAAAUACCAUUAAAACAAUGAUGGAAAUGA